Molecule: messenger RNA, 2717 nt
Organism: Brassica napus (rape)
Lineage: Eukaryota; Viridiplantae; Streptophyta; Magnoliopsida; Brassicales; Brassicaceae
Product: F-box/LRR-repeat protein At2g40920
Exons: 1
Coding region: 895-2109 (404 amino acids)
Molecular function (GO): protein binding
Source: RefSeq, a predicted model, not a curated record
UGAUGGACCAACCUAUUUAAAAAAAAAAAUCAGAAUUUCAUUCUUAUGGUGACACAUAGUUACAAAACAAUGUUGUAAUGUUUCUCAAUUUAUAUAUAAAGGAUAUUCCGUGUUCACCUUACUUAAUGCUUGAUUAAUUUAAUGUCAAAAAAACGUGCUAAAGAAAAUUACAUAAAAUGUGAAAGGUCUACUUAAAUGCACAGACGAUUUUUUUUUAAAUGAUGAUUAUAUAAGUAUAGAUACUCACCUAAGUACAUGUGUAAUUUAAUUAAUUGCCACACGAUUUGGUCUAACAUUUGGAUCAUAAAAACACCUUUAAUGAAAUAUUAAUUUUGUAUUAAAAGUCAAUGGCAUGAAUUGUAAUAGGGCAAUUCUUUCAAAUAGUCAUUUUUUAGUUUUUGUCAUAAAAAUAACAAUUAAAAAAGAUGACUAAAAUAGUCAUUUUUGUUUUUGAAAAUUUUAAUAUAUAUGUUAUAAAAUUUGAAACACUGUCUCCAAUACUCCACAAUUUAACUCUAAACACUAAAUUUAUAUUAGAUAACCCUAAGAUAAAAAUACAUUUUUACCCUUUAAUAAAAUUUAUUUUGAUUAUUUUUUUCAUUGAAAGCUAUUUUUAUGAUAAAAACUUAAAAAAUAUAUCAUAGGGAGUUUAUCAUUGUAAUAAACACACGAAGAAAUGUUAUUAAUUGUCAAAAGCUCCAUAAUCGAACAACUAUGACAAAAAAGAAGAAAAAAUAAGCGUCAAAAGGAAAAAAUAAAGAAAGAAAGGAAAACUAACUAUUCAAAUUAUGAAUUUAAGGAAAUUAUUAAUUCCUCGAGGUUGCACCCCAAUAUAUAUAUAUAUUUAGAAGCCCUAAAUCGCUGCUAUAACUUUCUCUCCAAGAUUGAGGUACAAUGUGCUUGUCUACGGAGACACCGGAGCUUCCUAUGCAUGUGGUAACGGAUGAGAUUCUCACGAGACUGCCUGCUAAAUCUCUGAUGAGAUUCAAGUGCGUUUCAAAGCUCUGGUUAUCGCUCAUCCGCUCACGUUAUUUCUCCAACCGUUUCUCAAAGGUCCCAUCCCCUCGUCUUUACAUGUGUUUAUGGGAUCAAGCCACCAUUGGUGACAAUGAAACAUACACAUUGGCUCCUCUAGACACUCGGCCUUCAACGUCCACCUUUGUUGUUGACGACAAUCUGCCCGACCCAGCGAUUGGAGGUUACAUCUUACAAAAUCUUGGUGGCUUCAUGAUCUACGUCUAUAGGAGAGAGCCCCAUAUCUAUAACCCUGCCACCGGACAAUUGGUAGGCUUCCCCUUAAGAAGUUCCGACCACAUCAUCGUACCUCCAGGAGGAGAAAAGGUCGUCACCUAUUAUUUCGGAUACGACCCACUUAGCCACAAGUACAAAGCGGUCUCCUUGAUUAGCGUAUUCUUAGAAGAAACUAAACAAGUCAUAAGUUCAGUGAAUUAUAUCUUUAGCCAAAAAAAUAAACUAGGUUAUUGGAACAAGGCUGCUCUAACUCCAACGGACUUUUGUCCUCACAUGCCUUCCAAAGGAGGAAUCUCUAUCGAUGCAAUUAUUUAUUACUUGGCUUUGGUGGAUAGAGAUCGAUUUGUGGUUGUUAGUUUCGACAUUAGAUCCGAAGAGUUCAACAUGAUCCAAGUACCCAAGCUGCAUGAAGAUGCCCCGAUAGAUACUCCAGAUCUGACUCUUUUGGAGCUUGGAGGAAAAGCAACUCUAUGUGACCCAACCAAUCUUAGAGACAAGGGUGUCUUGACCUUAUGGACCGUGGAAGAUGUCGGGAGCAAGAAAUGGUUGUGCAAGAGUUUGGUUUUGAAGCCUUCUCAGCUGCCUUUAGUCGACAGCAUUACAUUCAGGGUAAAAGGUACAACUCAAAACGGCAAGGUUUUCCUGAUACCAAAGGAUUUUCUUUCUCCUUUUCACAUUCUCUCUUAUGAUAUGCAUAACAAUGAUAUGAGAAAGAUUGAGAUCAAAGGUAUACCGGACGUCUGGUUUAAUAUGGGCGAAGAAGCUGACCUACAUUUUGAUGUGAUGUUUAUGGACCAGAGUGAGAGCCCAAUAUAUGUUGAUUUCCUGUCCUGUUUUGACUGGGGAUAUGAAGAUUGAAAGAUGGAAGAAAUCAAACAUAUCACGGAAUAAUGAAUCUGGAAAAAAUAUCCAAGAACAUCAGAGAUUAUAGAAAUUAAAGUUGGUUUAAUCGUUAUAGUACAAAUUUAUGCAUUUUCUAUAUUUAUUCUAAAAGAGUAGCAAUACUUUUUCAUAAACACUUUUGUGCUUUUUCUUGUUAUCAAGAGAUAUUAAACCCAUAUGCUCUUUGAAGAGUAGGCUGAGUAGCAACUCUAGUUAGGAUUCUAUUUCUAAAAUCAACCAAGUAAUUGGAGUCGACCAACUGAUACUGUCUUCACCGAAACAGAGCUUCAACGAGAAUGCUGCAAGUAGAAGAAAAACAAAACGCGUGUUCAAUAAAACCACCAUAACUAAUAGAAUAGUUCCAAUUCUUUUCCCUCUCUUUAGAAGAUAUUCCAGGCUACGUAAACUGAUAAAGUAAUCGUCUUUGUCUCUACAAGAAAGCUGAAUCCACGUAUUGAACUAUAUACAUAUGUGGUUCAAUAUGGCUCCAAAAUGUAAUGCAGUUGAGCUGAUUUCUCGCAAGGUAAACUGAAAUUGUUCAAAGAAAAUAACGAACAUCAAACCGUAUUGUAACGUACCAUGAA